CGCUUACCCUUGCAGCUAUCCCUAUCAAGCCAUCCACGUUUUGGGCCCUGUUUCGUAAUUUCGCUGCUCUCGAACACUGACACAGUGAUUUCCAUGUGUUAUAGGGUUAGUUUUGUAAUUUGGGCUUCCAUUAAGCAUUUUUAUUUGUUUGUUUAUUUAGUUUUUUAAAGUUGGAAAACAUAAAAUAGAAAUAGAAGGAGUUGGAAGGUAUUCAGGGGAUAUUUGUCAGUGUUUUUAGAAGCUAUUUUGCUUUCACAGACCCAGUGUUUCUUAGAGAGAGAGAAAGAGAGACAGAGAGAGGGGGGUGGAGUUGAUACUUCCCUCUGGAGUCUGAACUGGUGCCCCAUUUCGCCGGAGAGGUGAGGGUCUCCGAAACCAUAAACUUUAAGCUUUUUUCUUCAAAUUGUGGCGACUGCUUUAGAGUUGGAGUUUAGUGGGGAUUCUUGAGGUUACUGGGGGUUUCAACGACAUGCAAGAUAUACAUUCAAUGGGUGCUGGAGGAGGCCGGAUCUUUGGAGGUGACCGGAGGCUGCGGCCGCACCAGAACCAGGCCUUGAAGUGUCCGCGCUGUGAAUCGCUCAACACUAAAUUCUGCUACUAUAACAACUACAACCUCUCUCAGCCUCGCCAUUUCUGCAAGAGCUGUCGGCGGUACUGGACCAAGGGGGGCGUCCUCCGUAAUGUUCCUGUUGGAGGCGGUUGCCGGAAGACCAAGCGGUCCAAGGCGAAGUCGUCGUCCGACGCUCCGCGUGAGCGGAAAUCGAACUCUCAUUCCAGUAGCGAAAGCUCGAGCCUUACCGCUACCACCACCGCGGCGGCGACGACCGCCACGACGGAGGCGGUGUCGGCGCCCUCUUCGAACGCCGCGUCGACGCUGGUCGGUUUUCGCGAAUCGAGAUUUUUCGCUUCCCAAAGUCCAAACCCAAAUUUUGAGAUGCCGACGUUGCUGGAUCACUCGUCGGACGGUAACAUUUUCCCUGAGAUCGGGAGCUUUACCAGCUUGAUGACGGGGUCGAACGAUCCAGCGGGUCUUGGAUUCAAUAUUUCCGACAUUUCACCGUUCAAAUAUCAAGAACAAGUUGAUCAGAAUCAACAGUGGCAACAGCAGCAGCAGCAAAAGAUGUCCGAUGAGUUGAAGAUGCAGGAGAUCACCGCGGGAUUUCUUGAUCAGACUGUUCAGGUGGAGUUAUCAGCGUUGCAGAACAGGUCAAACCAUGGCGGAUUCCCAUCGUUGGAUUGGCAGACCAGUGGUGAUCAAGGUAUCUUCGAUCUUCCUGGAAACGUUGAUCAAGGCUACUGGACUCAGAGUCAAUGGUCCGAUAACGAUCACCCUCUCUAUCUCCCCUAGCCUCUCACCAUUUAACCACAACUCUCAAAGAAAAUUUGAAGAAAUGAUUCAAAAAGAAAAACAAAAAAAAGGAAUUGAGAGAGAGAGUAAGAUGAAUAUGACUGUUCUCUUAUGUAAAUUUUUUUCAGAUAUUUUUUUUUUUUUGGGGUCUUAUUUUGAUGAUUCUGGAAGGUGUUUGGCUUUGAUCUUGAUGUUCAUCUGCAACUAACUUUCAUGUUAGUGUCCUUUUUUCCCCCUUGUUGGGGUUUUCCUUUUUUCUUUCUAAUGUAUUUCCAAUUAAAUUAAUCAAAUAUAGGAAAAAUAUAGAGUGUUUUGUUU
Molecule: messenger RNA, 1666 nt
Organism: Vitis riparia (riverbank grape)
Lineage: Eukaryota; Viridiplantae; Streptophyta; Magnoliopsida; Vitales; Vitaceae
Product: dof zinc finger protein DOF5.4
Exons: 1
Coding region: 470-1348 (292 amino acids)
Biological process (GO): regulation of DNA-templated transcription
Molecular function (GO): DNA binding; DNA-binding transcription factor activity
Source: RefSeq, a predicted model, not a curated record